This is a messenger RNA of Brassica napus (rape), 1293 nucleotides long. RefSeq lists its product as uncharacterized. The record is from RefSeq and is a predicted model, not a curated record. Bases 1 to 1293 code for a protein of 430 amino acids. Lineage: Eukaryota; Viridiplantae; Streptophyta; Magnoliopsida; Brassicales; Brassicaceae. The transcript has 5 exons.
AUGAAUUCUCAACCAAGUCGCCAACAAGGGGCAUUACCUGGAAAGCCAGAGCAAAAUCCCAAGGAAACUAUGAAAGCAAUCACCCUACGGAGUGGUAAACAGUUAUCUCCAAGAAUUCUCACCAAGGAUGGUGAAAAGCAAGGUGGGGAGGUAGCUAUCAACAUAGAUGAUGAAGUGGUGAUUGUAGAUGAGAAGGUUGAUGAAGAAAUUCUAGAGAAGAUUGUUGAAGCUAAGGGUAAAGGAAAGGUUGGAGAAGAGAAGAGGACAAUGAAACAUGGUGAAACUGCUACUCCAACAAAGGACUCCUCUUUUGUUCCUCCUCCCUAUGAGCCAAAGCUACCAUUCCCUGGAAGAUUCAAAAGACAGCUAUUGGAGAAGUACAAGGCACUCUUUGAGAAACAAAUGAGUGAAGUUCAGAUCACAAUGCCCAUCAUUGAUGCUUUUAUGCUGGUUCCUCAAUACAGCAAAUUCUUGAAAGAUGCUGUAGCUGCAAAGAAGAAAGAGAUGGAGGGCAUGAUGAUCCUUACCCACGAGUGCAGUGCCAUUAUCCAGAGGUUAGAUGUUCCAAGGAAGCUAGUGGAUCCAGGAUGUUUCACCUUACCUUGUGCUCUAGGACCCAUGGUAUUUGAACGAUCAGUGAAGAUUCCUGUAGGUAUUUUAGAAGACCUCCCCUUGAUGGUUGGUAACUUUGAGAUCCCUACUGAUUUUGUUGUGUUGGAGAUGGGGGAGGAAGCCCAAGACCCUUUGAUCCUUGGAAGACCAUUCUUAGCCACAGCAGGAGCUAUUGUGAAUCCAACCAUCCAGAACCAAGUUUUCUACAUUGAUGAAAUGGACGCUCUAGCUGAUGAGCUUCUAGAAGAGUUGGCACUUGAAGACUCUCUACAGCAUGCUUUAACAAUUGAGAGAGAAGUCCAAGUGAUUGAGAACAAAGAAAGUGACGCCUAUGUGAAAAUGUUGGAUUCUCACAAGGGGAUUAGUGGUGAAGGUCAGUAUGAGGAGCUUACAUAUGAGGCUCACCAUGCUUCCUCGGCCACUCAACAAGAGAACCUCCAAGAGGAUGAUUGGAGUGAACUCAAGGCACCAAAAGUGGAGCUUAAACCUCUUCCCCAUGGUGUAAGGUACGCUUUCCUUGGCCCUAAUGAAACUUACCCUGUCAUAGUGAGUAGUCACAACUACACGGUUCCGCUUACCCCUGAAAACUUGGACUUGAGGAAUUUCUCGAUUCUUCAAUCGUCGUAUCCGACGUUCACCUAUUCGGCCUGGUCCCUCUGGAUAGUGAGCAUUGAUACGUGA